Uncinocarpus reesii 1704 is the source of this 849-nucleotide messenger RNA. Its product is annotated as serine/threonine-protein phosphatase PP-X isozyme 2. Bases 1 to 849 code for a protein of 282 amino acids. Gene Ontology annotation, biological process: peptidyl-serine dephosphorylation. The record is from RefSeq and is a predicted model, not a curated record. The transcript is spliced from 2 exons. Gene Ontology annotation, cellular component: FAR/SIP/STRIPAK complex. Lineage: Eukaryota; Fungi; Ascomycota; Eurotiomycetes; Onygenales; Onygenaceae. Gene Ontology annotation, molecular function: protein serine/threonine phosphatase activity.
AUGAAAGAGAGCAAUGUGGUGCACAUUGCCGCUCCUGUCACUGUCGUCGGCGAUAUCCACGGCCAGUUCUACGAUCUGAUCGAGAUUUUCAAGAUUGGUGGUUUCUGCCCUAAUACUAAUUACCUAUUCCUCGGCGACUACGUCGACCGCGGCCUCUUCAGCGUCGAGACGAUCUCCCUCCUCGUCUGCCUCAAACUCCGCUACCCCCACCGCGUCCACCUCAUCCGCGGCAACCACGAAUCCCGCGGCGUCACCCAGUCCUAUGGCUUCUACACAGAAUGUGCCCGCAAAUACGGCAACGCCAACGUCUGGCACUACUUCACCGACAUGUUCGACUUUCUCACGCUCAGCGUCGUGAUCAACGACCAGAUCUUUUGCGUUCACGGCGGUCUCUCGCCAUCCAUCCAUUCCAUCGACCAGAUCAAAAUUAUCGAUCGGUUUCGAGAGAUCCCACAUGAAGGGCCCAUGGCCGAUCUCGUCUGGUCCGAUCCGGAUACGGAACAUGACGAGUUCUCUUUGUCUCCUCGUGGUGCGGGAUAUACUUUUGGGGCGCAGGUGGUGAAGAAAUUUCUCGAGAUAAAUAAUAUGUCCCAUAUACUUCGGGCGCAUCAGCUAUGUCAGGAGGGCUACCAGAUCCUUUAUGACGACCGACUGAGCACGGUAUGGAGCGCUCCCAAUUAUUGCUACCGGUGCGGGAACCUAGCCAGUGUCCUAGAAGUCAGUGACACGGGCGAGCGGUACUUUAAUAUUUUCGAUGCGGCGCCGGAAAACAACGAUAUCCAUCGGAGCGAGCAACAGGCGCAGCAGGGAAAGAAUGGACCGAGUCCAGUAAUUGAAUACUUCUUAUGA